AUGGCUCCGCAACCAGAGAAGAGCCAAUUGAAGCGUCAGCGCGGCUCGCUACCAGAUGAUGAGACAGAGACCAAGAAGCCUCGUAGAACCGAGCGCCCCGAGGCCGACCCAGACAAGACCCCUGUUGUUAACAAACAACACCUCCCGUCUCCUCUCACACAUCUCACGGAUGACUCUAGCGAGCUCAACAAGGAGCCCACUGCGACUCCCCCAGAAAAGAAACAGGACGAGAAUACCCCCAAGAAAUCUGAAGAUAACUCCCAGAGCCAAGCGCUAUCCUCUCCACCUCAGGAUACACAGCCUUUGAGCCAGUUCGUCGAUCGCCACGCUGCUAUUUCUGACGACAUCGAAGAUGAGAUUCGCGAAGGCGUUUGGGGAUACCUUGUUCCAUUGGACCCGAAGUACGGCGAUAAGCCCAUCGUUCUGAAGAAGCGGACCGCAUGUCCCCUGCCGGACACAGUUGCCGAUGCAGCGAAGAAUGAGAACAAGAACCACACAAAUGAUAAGAAUGGCAAAUCGGCGGCCAUGAAAGAUGAAGAAACCUUCGAGAAAAAGAAGGAGAAAGGAGCCCCUUCUGGCGGCUAUUUGAUCGGACGCCAUCCCGAAUGUGACAUUGUUGUUAGCGAAGGCGUCGUUUCGAACAGGCACUGCCUUCUUUUUACCGAAAACAAGGGCAAUGAUACCGUGGCGAUUGUCGAAGACUUGUCAAGCAAUGGCACAUACGUCAACGAGGCUAUUGUAGGAAGGAACCAACGUCGUGAGCUGGCGGAACAGGACGAGAUCGCAGUUCACGGUAAGGCGCGCUUUGUCUUCCGCUACCCCCAGUCUCGCCAAACCAGUGCAUUCCUACAGCAGUACACUCUACUUGAAAAACUUGGCAAAGGUCAUUUUGCAGAAGUCUAUCUUUGCGUUGAGAAGACUUCUGGGCAGCGUUUCGCAGUCAAAAUCUUCACAAAACAACCCGGGGUGGAAGACCGCUCCAAGACAGAAGGCUUGCAGCAAGAAAUCGGCGUUCUGAUGGGCGUUAGCCAUCCUAAUGUCCUCUGCCUGAAGGAUACCUUCAACGAGCGAGACCGUGUGUAUCUGGUCCUCGAGUUGGCGCCAGAGGGAGAGCUUUUCAAUUACAUCGUGAUGAAGCAAAAGCUCAGUGAAGACGAGUCCAGGAAGUUGUUCGUGCAGCUUUUCCAGGGCAUAAAGUAUUUGCAUGAGCGCAACAUUGUGCACCGUGAUAUCAAGCCUGAGAACAUCUUGUUGGUUGACAAGAAUCUCCAUGUCAAACUUGCGGAUUUCGGUUUGGCCAAGAUCAUUGGAGAGGAAUCAUUCACAACCACAUUAUGCGGAACUCCCAGCUAUGUCGCUCCGGAAAUUCUUGCAGACUCUAAGCAACGCAAGUACACGAAGGCCGUAGACGUUUGGUCACUGGGAGUCGUUCUUUACAUCUGCUUGUGUGGCUUCCCACCAUUUUCUGACGAGCUUUAUUCGCGCGACUUCCCUUUCACACUUUCUCAGCAGAUCAAGAGUGGUCGUUUCGAUUAUCCCUCGCCAUACUGGGAUUCCGUUGGAGAUCCAGCUCUUGACCUGAUUGACUCAAUGUUGAUUGUCGACCCUGAGAAGCGAUUCACAAUUGAUCAGUGCUUGCAACACCCAUGGCUUACACAGAGCUCUCCUGCGGUUAAUGAUAGUACUGGCGGUUUGGUGGGCGGCAUAGCAGGCCUCGAAGUCAACAGAAGAGCUCCUGCUCGCGAAAGAACACUGUUGUCAUCACUCAACACUGUUCAGGUUACUGCUCAUCUCGAUGUUGGCAAGAACAAGAACCCUGUCAAGGUCUUUUCCAAGAACAAAGGCCGUGUCACAAACAUUUCAAAAGAGUCUGAUCCUGCCUCUCAAAGAGCGCCAGACGAAUUCAUUGAGAUGGGAGGUAAGGGCGACCAAGAACUAUUCCCGGACGAUGAUUCGAGCAUUUACCCCAUAGGUGACAAUGGCGAAAAGAUCAAGGCAAACAAGGCCAAGCGAUAA
Molecule: messenger RNA, 2016 nt
Organism: Fusarium coffeatum
Lineage: Eukaryota; Fungi; Ascomycota; Sordariomycetes; Hypocreales; Nectriaceae
Exons: 5
Coding region: 1-2016 (671 amino acids)
Biological process (GO): mitotic DNA damage checkpoint signaling; protein phosphorylation
Cellular component (GO): nucleus
Molecular function (GO): ATP binding; protein binding; protein serine/threonine kinase activity
Source: RefSeq, a predicted model, not a curated record